Anolis sagrei ordinatus is the source of this 1007-nucleotide messenger RNA. It is a transcript of the gene C2H3orf62, whose product is annotated as chromosome 2 C3orf62 homolog. The record is from RefSeq and is a predicted model, not a curated record. NCBI's taxonomy places the organism in Eukaryota, Metazoa, Chordata, Lepidosauria, Squamata, Anolidae.
UAGGAAUGAUCCACUGCUUUGUUGCAGAAGGGGCCGACAGCUUGGUGUCAUUGCUAGUGAGUUGAUUAAUCUACUCCAACAGUUUAUUUCCUUCAAUAACCAAGCCUUGACACAAUGGGAUACUUUUCUUCAGGUGAGAUGUCGGAAAAGCUAAACCGUUGUCGUAAGGAGCUUGCUGCUGCUAUUGGCCGAGCUAUGGAAGACCUCUCCGUUCCUCCCCUGGCUUCCCAAGACCCCGCUGCUGACCAGAGCUCUGAUUUACCCACGGCACGGCCCCCAACGCCCCCCAACGAAGAACCCUCUAAUCAGAAAGGAGAAAGCACCCCACCCACUGUGUAUUGCCCUCAGGUCUCCUUACCAGUGGCCUCUACUUCUGAAAAAGAGAACCCCCUCUUCAGGCAAAAUCUAAUUCCAGUAACUGUGGCCCCCAACAUUCAAUACUCAAAACGGGAGCCCCUGUCAAGCAAGGAAAACACAUGGCUACAUCCUCCAAUUUUCAUAGCCGACAGACAGUUUUUUCUCAGCUUAGAAGACAGCGAGGGGAGAAAACAGCAUCUAAGCAAAACCGAUGAAAGGUCCAUGAAGUCUGAAACAAGUCUAAGUGAUGAUGAUGCCACUCCACAGAAUCUGAAAGAGCUUGCUGAUUUGAGUGAUAACUCAGCCAUGUGGCCAGCAGAAAAACUUCCAAGGAAGCCUGGUUUUGAUAAUGAACUGCAGGAAGUGUCUAGGCUGUCAAGUGAACUAUUUCCUCUAGAUGCAUCCUCAGUCCUUGAUAUGGAUGUGAGUAGUUUCAGAAAGGUCCUGGAGCACAGCACGGAGGAUGAAGCCAUCAUUGAAACGUUGCUAGAUAUGGAAGAGGAAUAUAGACUGAACAGCUCCACCUUGCACCAGCUGCACUAAAGAGGCUGGUGUGAGGUGUGAGCUAUCUUCAUUUUAAGAUUGGAUAGUAGCAUGUCCGAACCAUGCAAAAACUGGCAAACAAUCCAGCAUGUUACAUGAUGCACUAA